UUGAGAGAGGAAGAAUGAGCUGAGAGGUUUCUUUGGACAGCCUGAGCUCUGCCUGGGUUGUAGGGAAGAAAGGGCAGGGAGCACUGGUUAGGGAACCCCGAGGGGCCUGGCUUUCCCGUCCUGGACCCUGGCACAUGGUGGGCAUUUAAUAAGUGUGGGAUUUAAUUACCCGGGACAAACAGCAUUAGGGAAUAUGGGAGACAAGUGUGAGUGGCAAUGAUGAUUUAGUUCACCGCGUAGAAUAAAGCUGCCUUCAGCUGAAGUGUUACUAACAGUUUCCACAUGAGCUGGAACGUAGCCAUCUUAACUCCCCCAGAGUAUGCAGAAGUGACCAGGUGCAGUGUUCAGGGUGGAUGGCCCACUGCUUCAUGUAGCAGGCACCUCACAUCCUCAUGCUGUACCUCUGUUCUAUUUUAUACUGAAUUUAUUUGGAAAAAAACUUAAAAAUUCCACCUGGAGUGAAACACUUAAAAUCAGUUUUUUGCAAGCAUUCUUCUUUAGUUGGGAGCGUCUCUCGUGUGCCCAUGUGCUGUCUUGCAAACCACUGCAUCGAGCAGUUCAGAAAACUGUCCACGAGCCUGCAGUUCCGUGCUGCGUAUUUCUAGGUGUAGCAGAGAACUCCGGGGGGAAUAAGGGCUGUGUCUCGAGCGGGUAUUAGAUCAUCACGGCAGCUUCCCAGUAACUAUUCCCGUCCACUUGCUGCCCGGCUGGCUGGUUGUGUAUGGAAGUCAGUAAGUGUGAGCUGCUGCCAGAGUCCCAGGAACUCAAGUGUGAUGACCGUGUUUUUAAAUAGAACUGCGAUUAAGAAGGAGGAGAAGAUGGAGAAAAAGGAGGAAAAAAAGCCUGAAGACAUUAAGAAGGAAGAAAAAGACGAGGAUGAGCCGAAACCAGGACCUACAAAUCGGUCCCGAGUCACCAAAUCAGGAAGCAGAGGAAUGGAACGGACGGUCGUGAUGGAUAAAUCGAAAGGAGAGCCUGUCAUUAGCGUGAAAACCACAAGCAGGUCAAAAGAGAGAAGCUCCAAGAGUCAGGAUCGCAAAUCGGAAAGCAAAGAGAAGAGAGACAUCUUGUCGUUUGAUAAAAUCAAAGAGCAAAGGGAGCGCGAGCGCCAGAGGCAGCGGGAACGGGAGAUCCGAGAGACGGAGAGGCGGCGAGAGCGCGAGCAGCGCGAGCGGGAGCAGCGCCUGGAGGCCUUCCACGAGCGCAAGGAGAAGGCGCGCCUGCAGCGGGAGCGCCUGCAGCUCGAGUGCCAGCGGCAGCGGCUGGAGCGCGAGCGCAUGGAGCGCGAGCGGCUGGAGCGCGAGCGCAUGCGCGUGGAGCGCGAGCGGCGGCGGGAGCAGGAGCGCAUCCACCGCGAGCGCGAGGAGCUGCGGCGCCAGCAGGAGCAGCUGCGCUACGAGCAGGAGCGGCGGCCGGUGCUGCGGAGGCCCUACGACGAUGGGCGGCGAGAUGAUGCUUAUUGGCCAGAAGGCAAGCGUGUGGCCAUGGAGGACAGGUACCGCCCAGACUUCCCUCGGCCUGAUCACCGCUUCCAUGACUUUGACCAUCGAGACCGGGGCCAAUACCAGGACCAUGUGGCUGACAGGAUCCGGUUUCACUCCCACCCUCAGGGAGAAGGCUUUAGAUGCAAGCCAGCUUUUUUGCACAGGAGGGAAGGUUCAAGGUCAGUGAUGGGAGAGCGAGAUGGGCAACACUACUCAGACGACCGCCAUGGCCAUGGAGGACCACCGGAGCGCCACAGCCGGGACUCCCGGGACGGCUGGGGGGGCUACAGCUCUGACAAGAGGAUGAGUGAGGGUCGGGGGCCACCGCCUCCACCCAGGGCUGGACGUGACUGGGCGGAGCACAGUCAGAGGCUAGAAGAGCAUCCGGAGCGUGCGUGGCCAGGCUCAGUGGACACAGGCACGGCGGGCCGGGAGCAUGCGCGGUGGCAAGGUGGUGAGAGGGGCCUAUCUGGGCCCUCGGGGCCAGGACACAUGGCAAAUCGGGGCGGGAUGUCGGGGCGAGGCGGCUUUGCACAAGGCGGGCAUUCCCAGGGUCACAUGGUGCCCGGUGGCGGACUGGAAGGUGGAGGACUGGCCAGCCAGGACCGGGGCAGCAGAGUCCCGCACCCCCACCCCCACCCGUACCCCCACUUCACCCGUCGCUACUAAACCCCACUCACCCCGAGUGUCCAGGUAGGCAGAUGCACUGUUGAAUAAGCUCAGCCGGAGUUACCUUGAACUUGUGGAACCUUUUAAGAAACAAAAGCAAAUCCUGCCACCAUGUUGUAGCUCAAAACAAUGUGAAUUCACUUUUUUUUUUUUAAAUAAACGUGUUCUUCUCUGCCAUUUUUAAGACAACAUUUCUGUUAACGAGGCAUUCCAUUUUCCAUUAAUAAAAGUUUAUGGUUCUCA
This is a messenger RNA of Leptonychotes weddellii (Weddell seal), 2396 nucleotides long. NCBI's taxonomy places the organism in Eukaryota, Metazoa, Chordata, Mammalia, Carnivora, Phocidae. The record is from RefSeq and is a predicted model, not a curated record.